Rubroshorea leprosula is the source of this 2212-nucleotide messenger RNA. NCBI's taxonomy places the organism in Eukaryota, Viridiplantae, Streptophyta, Magnoliopsida, Malvales, Dipterocarpaceae. The record is from the annotation of a GenBank genome assembly.
CAGUGUGUUUGCAGCGUGAAGAACACAUCACCAGAGCAUCAACUUAGCAACGUACUCAACAACCUAAGGUAAUAAAUGGAUUCGCUUAGAGAACUCAGAGAGCUACGAGGUAACCAGGGCCGAGAAGAAGAAGAAGAAGAAGGGGUAAUAUCAGCAGAGCCUAUCGCGAUGAUAGUGCCGCUGGAGUUGCAAGACUUGCUGGAAACAAUGGCGCCUGAGAGCAGCGCCAGUUCGAGCGCUAAGGACAACGGUGGCGACCACCCUACUGCCUCGUCUAGCAGCUCGUCCUCAGAAGAGACACCCAGCCGCGAGGAAGGGAUCGGGGGAUGUGGUUGGUCAUGUCUCAGACCGGCCUGUAGUUGGGGAGUGGGAAAGCAGAACGAUCACGGGCAGGCUAAGCAAUCUGCAAAAGGCGCCCAAGGAUCUGCCCGCUGGCGGACUAGAGUUGGCGCUAACGCAGCUAACGCCCAACAGUAUAAGGUUCAUCAUUGGCUUUAUGCUGUUGUGUGCGCGAUUAGAGGUACCGGCCAAGGCGAUCGUGUUCAAGUCGCUGUUUCAAUGCCGGCUGGGUCCCACCUCUCGAGGCGCAAAGUGGUAUUACCUUUCCGGGCGAGAGAAGAGCCAGCUGUUCAAGAACGUCCGGAACAAAGUGGCGAGCUGCUCACACGGGACACAAAUCUCAAGAAUCGGCUGCUGGAGCACGCAAGGAGCGAAAAUCUAAUAGAUCUCGAGGCCCUGGUUACCCCGAAGUUGCUCGCCGUGUUCGGGUUUGCCGACGUGGCAAACCUGUUUAACGAAGGCUCAAGAGGUCGAGGAGCGGGCAGCACCUCACAGAGGCAGACGCGUUUUGACGAGCGGCCGCCUCCAGCACCUCAAUCGCGCAGCUCGUCACACCGGGGAUCGAGCUUGGCGCCAAGGCCACGAGCCGAUCAUAGAGCUAAGGCCGCGGCCCCCAAUGCACGUAGGCGUCCACGGGAAGAAACAAAAAGUGAGGACGAAGUCCCCCUAAUCCGGCGCAAAACAAGCGGGGGGACUCAGCCUGCAGAGGCGGCUGGUCCUGCGGUCGUGGGCUCACCCACCGCGCGGGUAGCAGCAGAGCCUGCUUCUACAUCGGCCUCAGUGUCGGGCCCCAAGAUCGCUUAUCCUGAGGGCUUCAGCUAUGUGAAGGCGGAGUGCCAGCCCGCCAUGGUGCAAGGCAUGCACAACUUUGUGCCCCCCUCGGAUAGUAAGCGGGCAAAAGCUUUUGAGCAGCAGUAUGGCGCCCAGGUCGCCAUGAUCAAACUGAUGGAUGCAUUCAACUACGCUGUAGCGCUGUACGAGAGCGAGCAGAGGGCUCGUACACAGAAUAGGGAGCUCGGUUCAAAAUGUAAACAGCUGGCUGCUGAGAAGGCUAGCCUUAUGGACGAUGUGAAUUGUCUUCAAGGCUUUGAAAUGGUGAACCGAGCUGCGGCUGCAGAGAGCCGAGCGGACGAGCUCGCCAACAGAAACAAUGAGCUUAGGGAGGAGUUGGAGCAAGCCCGUGCUGAAAGAGAGAGUGGGAUCCAGGCAGCUAAGGAAGAAGCCGCUCGGGUCGCCGAGGCCGACCAGAACCUCACUGCUGCCAGGGAGGCGCUGAACGAGCUGAAGACUUCCCACGCGCGCUCUGUAAGCAUUGCUCGAGCUCAAGCGGCGGAAUGGUUCGUGGGUUCGGCUGCGUUUCAAGACGCCGUGGCGGUGGCGUCUGCAAAUGUAACCACGGAGAUCUACAACGAGAUCCGUGGGAAGGGGAAGAGUCUUGCUCCCCUUGUCGACGCAACGGUGCGGUUGAGGUGGGACCUCAACGAGGAGGGAGUGCCUGUUUGGCCUCUUCAGGUCCUUGAGGACGGGGAGGAUCCAGCGAGGCUGCCCUCUUCUGACGCAUGGGUAGAGGGUGCUCCUGUAGCUGAGCAGGAGCCUUCAAGCACCCCGCCUAACUCUCAGCCCGUUGUGGUGCUAGCUAGCUUGCUCGUCAGUGCACCAGCUUUUGAACCCGCAGCCCGGUCUCCUCUAGCUCGCUCUCCUGCAGCUGCUGCUGAUGCAUCCAUACCCGUCGAUCUGACGGAUGACUAGACUUAGGGUUUUUUCUUUUUGACUUUUUGUAUUUUCUUUUGAUUACUUGUAUUGAUCAAUGACAUUAUAUGUCAUGUAUUUCAACUGUAAAUGAUCAUUGAUGAAAUACAAAUUGAAUUUCCUU